CACACACACACAGGCACACCCCCGUAUGUAUGAGUCUCACUCUAGCCACGCAGCCUGAGAAAGCGCACACAAUCCUGUGAUCACGCCUACCAAGAGAUGAGUGUGUUUGAACAGUUUAGUAAGAAUUUUUAUUGGCUAGAAUGUCCAUAAAGACAAUGCCAGUCCCGCAGACCCUGAUGGUAACACUAACCAACCCAGAUGAGGACAGAAGUGUUUCAUUGAACCAGGAUGACUAUCUCUCCGGUCUGAAGGCUUUGACUGAGAAGCUACACCUUGAGACAAAGAGGCCUUCGCAUAUGGAAUGGAGGUUUCAGUUAGAGAGCCAGCAAAACAAAGCUCUGCAGACCUCAGUGGCUGUUAAAGAAGGACACAUACGUCCGUGGAGUUCUCUGAAGUGGACAAAGUCAUCAUUGGACUUUCCAGGAAACAAGCUUCAAAGGCAUCCACCUGAGAGGCUGAAAGGGUUUGGAAGCAUUACUAAGGCACUGGAAUGGCUUAGAAAAGAGUUGAUGGAGAUGCGUGUACAGGACCAGCAGCUAGCUCUCCAGCUUGUGCGUCUCCACGGUGAUCUUAACAAGGUCAAAAUUGAGCAAGCAUGUAAACAACAUCAGAAGAUGUUAAACGAUGCUACGUUUGAGCUGGAAGAGCGCUAUGAGAUGCUGGAUCUCCUUUGCGAUGUCCCUGUCACCUCUGGAUUCGGGAUCUCUGCACCACUCAAGCUCAUCGGCAUCACAAAGAUGAACAUCAGCUCCCGUCGCUUCUCUCUAUGUUAAUAACUGCAUAGACUGAGUAUAUGGCAGAUUUCAUUACAAACUAAAAAUGAGCACUUAAAAGUCAUUUAAUAUGUUUUGUCUUAAGUCAUACUCAUGGUUUAAUUCACCAUCAAUGUGAUAUGGCCUAAGGGUUAGAGAGUCUGACUUGUAAUCCGAAGGUUGUGGGUUCGAGUCUCGGGCUGGCCAUGACUGAGGUGCCCUUGAGCAAGGCACUGAACCCCCCAACUGCUCCCUUGGUGCCGCAGCAUAAAUGGCU
This is a messenger RNA of Tachysurus fulvidraco (yellow catfish), 1029 nucleotides long. RefSeq names its product family with sequence similarity 167 member Aa (gene fam167aa). Bases 141 to 773 code for a protein of 210 amino acids. The record is from RefSeq and is a predicted model, not a curated record. Lineage: Eukaryota; Metazoa; Chordata; Actinopteri; Siluriformes; Bagridae. The transcript has 3 exons.